Molecule: messenger RNA, 1929 nt
Organism: Desarmillaria tabescens
Lineage: Eukaryota; Fungi; Basidiomycota; Agaricomycetes; Agaricales; Physalacriaceae
Exons: 7
Coding region: 1-1929 (642 amino acids)
Source: RefSeq, a predicted model, not a curated record
AUGGGUCUUCGUUGGUCGGAGUUACUUCGUCUGAAGUACUUUGACAUUACAAGAUUUGUUGUUGUUGAUGCCAUGCACAACCUUUUCCUCGGACUGAUCAAAGAGCACUUUGAAGGUGUUCUAGGGCUUCGUCUGGAUCCAAAGGACUCUAAAAAGAAGAAGCAAAAGAACACCACCAUUUUGAGUCUCCAAAAAGCCAUUGGGUGGUUGGAGGAGCCACUGCAAGAGAGUUUGAAAACUGACAAUGGCUGGAAAACAUGGCAUAAACAGUUUAACAAACUUCAAGGAAGUGUCCUCAUCUUUCUUUGUUCCAAGCUACAGUGUCCAAUCAUCACUAGGCCACAAGAAGAAAAAAGAAAACGGAAGGUUCACUGGACAAAUGAGCUCCUAUUUUGGCGCCAGAGCCAGAAUGAAUCACUGAAUGCCAGCAUGCCCAUUUCUCACCACGAGCAAGUCUUUACAAAGGCAGAGAUUCAAGAAAUACGGAAAGACAUUUCCUCCAUGAUAACCCCCUCGUGGCUAACACCAGUCCCCAAAGAUCUGGGUGAGGCAGCACACGGAAAGCUAAAAGCAGAUCAAUGGAGAGUCUUAGGUGCCACCUACUUUCCAUCCACCUUAAUUCGCCUUUGGACUGCAGGGGGUUGUACAGAUGAUCCAUCUCAACGGCGCAACGAGAUCCUCAAAGUAACCAUGUCAUUAGUCCUUGCCGUCAUUGUGGCUUCAUCUCGCGUUUCUUCCGAGGCAAAUGUGGAUCGGUACUUGGCCUUGAUCAUUGGCUACAUGGACGGGGUGCACAGGCUAUUUCCAAAGUACAACUUCCAUCCAAAUCACCAUAUGGCAGUUCAUAUCCAUGAGUUCCUUCGCUUUUAUGGGCCGGUACAUUCAUGGUGGACUUUUCCGUUUGAGCGGGUCAUUGGCAUGCUGCAACGAAUACCUACUAAUUUCAAAGAAGGAGAGCUUGAACAGACUAUGUCGUGUUCUUUCAACCGCUCCGCCAAUAUCCGGGCACUUAUCAGCAAAUUGGGCUGCCCAGCAGCUGUACGGGAGUGCCAAGCUGCAUUCGGACAACUCAUCAAUCCACGAGUAAGGAACACCUUCCUCACAGACAUGCAUACAUGGCACUCAGCGCAGAUUGACGCUGACGAUGAUCUCUUGACCGUGUAUACGAACCCGGCUGAAGGCUCAACUCCGAUACCUCAGGAACUGUACAACCCUCUUCAAGACUUUCUAGGUUAUCUGCCAAAAAAGGCCAAGUUUUUCCGCAACAUUACCAUGAAAGGCCUCACGUUUUCAACCGCAAAGCAGCACCUGGGCAACAGCUGUGUCCUCAUAAAGGACCGGUCCACCACCACCACAGCAGGCAUGCGUUGGCUGGAUUAUCGUUCCGUUGACCUUGUCAAUGCUGUCUCAUUCUUCACUGUCAUGGUAGACAUGUGUCGACUGGAUGCUCGUUCCGUUGACCUUGUCGCUACCACGACAAUCCACUUUCAUACACAUGCCAAAUUGCAUCAGCACUCCGACGUGACCCUCAAUGAUUCCCCCUCAUUCUACAACCAUCUCCAUUUGUCUACCUGGGUACAUGAUGGACCUGAGGACAAGCUGCGGAAGCUCAACCAUAUCUUCGACAGUUGUUCUCCCAAACAAUAUCGCUCGGUCGACUGUGACUGGUGGGCGCGAUCCUGCACCAUGGUGGCACUGACUUACCCUCGCCUUCUUCUCCCAUACCUAUUUCCGCUUCCGCUUCGUCUCCGCCAUACAUUCCUUUCCAUGAACGAUCACAGCUCAUCCAGAGACUCGUCCUCAUCUCCUCCUUCCCCCGACGUCAAUGUGCUCCUCGUGCAAGCUGACCUCGCCAUCACCAUAUCCCACAAGCUCCUUCGCGAAGCUCCUUUGCAAUGUUAUGCCAGCGCGAAUUUGAGCAUAUACUAA